UUCGAUCAAUUGCAAAAAUAUUUACCCAAAAAAAUUAAAUGCAAAAGCGUUUUCUCGGGAUUUAUUUGGAUUAAUUGACAGUUUUUCAGUUGACAAAUUAAGUGAAUUAAGAUCUGUGACAGGCCAAUCAGUGCAAUUCGUUGGAAGAAAAAUGAAAACUAUAGUAUUUAUUUGGUUUUGCCUGCUGAGUGGUAUAAGAAGUAACCCAGAGUUAGAGAAAAUGCCGGAAAAACAAGUGGCACCUGUUAUUAAUAACCUGGAGGAAUUCCAGCAGAAUUUACCCGGUUAUCUCAACACCAGCAACAAGGUAGCUGUGCUCCUGGAUUACGAUGGAACUCUGGCUCCCAUUGCUGAUAAUCCUUCCAAGACCAAAAUGCCUGUGGAACUGGAAGCCAUUCUCCGCAAAAUAGCCAAGCAUCCCGAAGUCUUCUUAGCUGUUAUCUCCGGACGUGGCCUAAAAGAUGUCCAGAAACAGGUGAACAUCGAAGGCAUUACAUAUGCUGGCAAUCAUGGUCUGGAAAUUGAGUAUCCCGAUGGCUCCAGACACGACUACGAACUACCCACAGAGAUCCAGAAGAAUUACACAAAUAUGGUUAAAGAACUCAAAGAAAAGGUGGAGAAAAAUGGAGCUUGGGUUGAGGAUAAGCGAGUCUCUCUCACCUAUCACUACAGAGAUACUCCUGUAGAACUCAAGGAUGAACAGAAGGUAUUGGCGGCAGAGAUAUGUAAAAAGUAUGGCUUUAGGCCAAAUCAGGCUCAUGAAGCUAUAGAGGCUAAGCCUCCAGUAAACUGGAACAAAGGAGAGGCAGCUUUAUAUAUCCUGAAGCAAAAAUUCGGCGAGAAUUGGGCACAGGAAGUGAGUGUGGUAUUUGCUGGAGAUGAUACCACCGAUGAAGAUGCCAUGAGGGUUCUCAGAGGCUUGGGUCGCUCUUUUAGAAUUGCUUCGGAUGCUCAGAUCCAGACUUUUGCCGAUUUCCGUUUGCCCAAACAGGCUGUGAUGACUGAUCUACUAAAAUGGAUAGCUGGAGUUUAUGUAUCCUAAUUUUAAGAAUUUUGUAUGCCUGAUUUAAAUUUAUUUUAACUAAAAAAAAAUAAUUUAAAGUCCUAUAUUUAAUUAAAAGAAAUAAUCUUUAUUUUUACUAAAAAAAACUAUUUGAAGUGCUAUAUUUA
This is a messenger RNA of Drosophila serrata, 1170 nucleotides long. RefSeq lists its product as uncharacterized. Gene Ontology annotation, biological process: trehalose biosynthetic process. Gene Ontology annotation, molecular function: trehalose-phosphatase activity. The record is from RefSeq and is a predicted model, not a curated record. NCBI's taxonomy places the organism in Eukaryota, Metazoa, Arthropoda, Insecta, Diptera, Drosophilidae.